Hevea brasiliensis (rubber tree) is the source of this 2265-nucleotide messenger RNA. RefSeq names its product GTPase LSG1-2. Gene Ontology annotation, cellular component: cytosol. Bases 137 to 1921 code for a protein of 594 amino acids. The transcript has 7 exons. Gene Ontology annotation, molecular function: GTP binding; GTPase activity. The record is from RefSeq and is a predicted model, not a curated record. NCBI's taxonomy places the organism in Eukaryota, Viridiplantae, Streptophyta, Magnoliopsida, Malpighiales, Euphorbiaceae.
CGAGCUUGUGCACAGAAACACUAUAUAUAUAUAUAUUCUCCUCUGCUCCAUCAAAUUCAAAAUUGGACUCUUUCUGCGAGAUAAACACAAGUAACUUAGCUGCAAAACAGAGGUAAUUGAAGACAUACGAAGCAAGAUGGGGAAGAACGAGAAGACAGGACUAGGUAGAGCUUUGGUGAAGCACCACAACCAGAUGAUUCAACAAUCCAAAGAAAAAGGCCGUUUCUACAAAGCCCUGCACAAGAAAGUUCUUGAAUCUGUCACUGAAGUCAGCGACAUCGACGCCGUCAUCGAGCAAGCCGAGGAGGCCGACCGUCUCUUCUCUCUCCAGCAUCCCACUCCCAAUCUUCUCAUCGACCUGGACUCGAGCUCAAGUAGCAGUGAUAUGACACCGGAGCAAAGGAGGGAGCUGCAGAAGAAGGAGGAGGCAUUACAUGCUAGCAGUCUCCGAAUCCCUCGAAGGCCACCGUGGAAUGCUGGAAUGUCUGUGGAGGAGCUUGAUGCGAAUGAAAGACGAGCCUUUUUGAUCUGGCGUAGAAGCCUUGCAAGCCUUGAGGAGAAUGAGAAGCUUGUGCUCACACCAUUUGAGAAGAACUUAGAUAUUUGGAGACAGCUUUGGCGUGUGGUUGAGCGCAGUGAUUUGCUUGUAAUGGUUGUUGAUGCACGAGACCCCUUGUUCUACCGCUGUCCUGAUCUUGAGGUAUAUGCACGAGAGGUUGAUAAGCACAAAAGGACAUUGCUUCUUGUGAACAAAGCAGAUCUUUUACCCUAUUCAGUCAGGCAGAAAUGGGCAGAAUAUUUUUGCCAUUGUGAUAUACUAUUUAUGUUCUGGUCGGCUAAGGCUGCUUCUGCAGCUCUUGAGGGGAAAAAGCUCAAAGAACCAUGGAAGGGACACGCUACCCUUGAAGAGAUGGAUGACCCUCAUACAAAAAUAUAUGACAGGGAUGAAGUUUUAUCUCGUUUACAGCUAGAGGCGCAAGAGAUAGUCAAGAUGAGUAGGAAAUCAAGCUCCAGUACCACCAGCCCAUCGAGUGAUCAGUCUCUGGAAGGAAAUGAUGUUGGAAAUUCAGCUCCUAAGAAUGUGGUGGUAGGAUUCGUUGGAUAUCCUAAUGUGGGCAAAAGCUCCACAAUCAAUGCUUUGGUAGGCCAGAAGCGCACUGGAGUGACCUCUACACCAGGGAAGACUAAGCAUUUCCAAACACUGAAAAUAUCUGAGGAGUUGACCUUGUGUGACUGCCCUGGAUUAGUGUUCCCUUCCUUCUCAAGCUCAAGAUACGAGAUGAUUGCUUCAGGGGUGUUACCAAUUGAUCGAAUGACCGAGCACAGGGAGGCUGUGCAGGUUGUGGCUAAUAAAGUCCCAAGGCAUGUCAUCGAGGAUGUGUACAAGAUAAAUUUGCCAAAGCCUAAGCCAUAUGAGCCUCAAUCUCGGCCUCCUUUGGCAUCAGAAUUUUUAAGGGCUUAUUGUGCAUCUCGUGGGUAUGUUGCAUCUAGUGGACUGCCUGAUGAAACUAGAGCUGCACGUCAAAUUUUGAAGGAUUACUUAGAUGGCAAGCUACCUCACUUUGAGAUGCCACCUGGAAUGUCUGAAGAGAAAGCAAACAAUGAAAAUAAUGAAGAACCCAGCUUGUCCGAGAUGCACGACACAGAUUCAUCUGACAUCGAAAACACUCCAGAUAUUGAAAGUGAAAAUGCGCCUAUUAUUGAACAUGUACUUGAUGAUCUAAAUUCAUUUGACAUUUCCAAUGGACUUGCAUCCAAGAAGGCUACUGUCAAGAAGCCAAAUGCAUCACAUAAGCACCAUAAAAAGCCUCAGAGGAAAAAGGAUCGGUCUUGGAGGAUUGGAAACGAUGAUGGAGAUGGAAUGCCAGUGAUGAGAGUCUUCCAGAAGCCAGUGAAUGCUGGUCCUUUCCAGUCUAGGUGAGCCCAUUAAUGGCACCCCUUCAGGGUUCAUUGUUGAUUCUCAGGGAACUCCUCAUGGCUACAUAUUUAGUAAUUCGCUGUUGAUAUAAAUUUUCAUCGCUCAUAAUAUAUAGGGAAAAUGGGAAAAAGAAAUGAAUGCAUUCAAAUAGUUCUAUGCAGUUCACUGGCAAAUGCAUGUAACUAUUUGCAACUUUUCUGAUACGAAUUAGUUACAUAAUUUUCAGUCUUACUGUAUUUUUUUUAAAGGAAGGAGGCCUUGCUGUAUGUUAAGCAAUGAGGUUUAUUUUCAUUUCGUUAUGUAACUUUUAAUUUUUAGUGUUAUCAAUAUUUAUUUUUCGAUUACAA